CAUUAGCUGGGAAAUUAAAAUGAACGCGAAAAAAUACUCUCUAAAAUCGACAAUAAAACAAAUAUUAGCAAAAAAUUUCUAAUAGUGAUAAAGUAUUGAGUGAAUUUUAAAUAGAUAAUUUGUAAAUAUUGUAAAUAACAAAACGUGUUUCAAUAACGGUGUUUUAAUCACAAAAUCACUUGUUUCUUUUGCUAAAAUCUUUCGCCCGUAAACCUGAAUCGCCGUGGUCAUUGUCUUACUGCAAAUCCCAUCUAAAUACCACAAUAAAGAAUAUAGAAAUAAGCUAAACAACAAGCAAAUCCAAAGAGAACGAGUGUAAAAUAUAUAAAAAUUAUAAAUAACAAAGAAAAUAAUAGAAAAAUGUUUAUAACUGCGAAACGUUUGAGACAAAACAAAUUCCUUAUAAUUAUCACAAUUUAUUGUUAUCUAUUGGAAAAAUCAAUAUUGAAGUGCAAUUGUGUUCAUGGUUAUAGAAAUGGCACCGAUAGUUCAGAAACCGUACAACAUUAUGAGUUAAGUCUAUCACUACCCGACAUUUUGCCAAUACCAUCAAAAUCUUAUGAUAAAAAUCGGGCGCCAAAACUACUGGGCCAACCAACGGUGGUGUAUUUUCAUGUGACGGUACUAUCCUUAGAUUCAAUCGAUGAGGAAUCUAUGACCUAUGUAACAGAUAUAUUUCUAGCACAAAGUUGGCGUGAUCCACGUUUACGUUUACCUGAGAAUAUGAGUGAAGAAUAUCGUAUAUUGGAUGUUGAUUGGUUGCACAGCAUAUGGCGGCCAGAUUGUUUCUUCAAGAAUGCCAAAAAAGUUACAUUCCACGAAAUGAGUAUUCCGAAUCAUUAUUUGUGGCUAUAUCAUGAUAAAACGCUGCUGUAUAUGUCCAAAUUGACUUUGGUGCUUUCGUGUGCCAUGAAAUUUGAAUCAUAUCCACAUGAUACUCAAGUUUGUUCCAUGAUGAUCGAAAGCUUGUCCCACACGGUCAACGAUUUGGUAUUCAUUUGGAAUAUGACAGAUCCAUUGGUUGUCAGUAAUGAAAUUGAAUUACCACAAUUAGAUAUAUCGAAUAAUUUUACAACCGAUUGUACCAUAGAAUACUCAACAGGUAACUUCACCUGCCUAGCAAUUGUAUUUAAUUUACGCCGUCGCCUGGGCUAUCAUUUACUCCACACCUAUAUACCAUCAGCAUUGAUUGUGGUCAUGUCCUGGAUAUCAUUUUGGAUUAAACCCGAGGCCAUACCGGCUCGGGUAACACUCGGUGUGACAUCACUACUAACGCUGGCCACACAAAAUACACAGUCACAACAAUUACUGCCACCAGUUUCAUACGUCAAAGCCAUUGACGUCUGGAUGUCAUCGUGUUCGGUAUUUGUAUUUCUAUCACUAAUGGAAUUUGCCAUAGUCAAUAAUUAUAUGGGCCCGGUGGCCACGAAGGCAAUGAAAGGAUAUUCGGAUGAGAAUAUAACCGAUUUUGAUGAUAUUAAGAAUCCACAUCGUGCCUCAAUUAUAGAACCACAAUAUGACACCUUCUGUCAAGGACAUGCCACAGCACUGUUUAUAGAUAAAUUUUCACGUUUCUUUUUUCCAUUUUCAUUUCUUAUAUUGAAUAUUGUUUAUUGGACAACGUUUCUGUAAUGAUUUGUUAUUAAAUUAAUCGCAUUUUAAGUUCUAAAAUAAAUUACUCGGGAUUCAGAAACAGAAAGUUAUUAAAAAAUGUGAAAAGAAAUGUUUCAUAAAUGCUUCUGUGUCUGAACUCCGAGUUUUAAUAACACAAAACUUCAUCCUUACCUUGCCAUACAAAAAUGAAAAAAAAAACAUUUGUUUUAAAAAUGUAAAUAAUAAAGAGAUUCAUGAGCAUAUGACGACAUGAAAGAAAAAACAACAAAACACUGAUUUGCAUUAAACAAUUAUUUUUGUGUUUUUUUAUUAUUAUUUUUUUAUUUUAUGUAUUUACUAUAUCAAGAGAUGUAAUAGUAAAAAAAAAAUCAACAUAAAAAUUAGAAAAAAAGAAAACUAACUGAUUAUGGUAUAUAUUAAUGUAUAUUUCUUUAACCGAUUCUUUGGCA
Messenger RNA from Musca domestica (house fly), 2063 nucleotides. It is a transcript of the gene HisCl1, whose product is annotated as glycine receptor subunit alpha-2. Gene Ontology annotation, biological process: chemical synaptic transmission; regulation of membrane potential; chloride transmembrane transport. The record is from RefSeq and is a predicted model, not a curated record. Gene Ontology annotation, cellular component: neuron projection; membrane; synapse. Lineage: Eukaryota; Metazoa; Arthropoda; Insecta; Diptera; Muscidae. Gene Ontology annotation, molecular function: neurotransmitter receptor activity; chloride channel activity; transmembrane signaling receptor activity. The transcript has 7 exons. Bases 361 to 1632 code for a protein of 423 amino acids.